UGUUGACUUAUUAUUCGAAAAUGAGGACACAAAUAACCUAACUAGGAAAGAAAAACAACAAACAAGAGGAAUGAGCGAAUGACUUCCGCAUCAGGUGACCCAGAAGUGCUCCAUUUGGUCGCACCGGAUGUUGAACUAUCAGCUGAUCAUGGUGUUUUUGAUGGAAGUUGAUGCUGGUUGGAAGUCUACCCUUCUCUCUUUAUUAUCUCUUGCUUCCACGACAAAGGCUUAACGGACCGAACAGCAACUUCAACAUUACUCGCCACAGCUACAAUAUUCAGGCGAAAUCCACCGUUGACAAGUAACAAAGAGCUCAGUGUUCAAAGCAGUUCAGCUCGCUUUGUCAGUUAGAGAAGGAAAACAACGUUGACGUUAGCUGUGGGGUUUUAACAGGACUGUGACGUUAGCUAACAGUGCUAACUAUGUUGUUUACGCUGUGGUUUCAUAAAGUCAGCUGUUGUUUUUUCAAAGUCUGAGGGAGAAUAUUUAUUCAUGUUGUACCAAGUCGUGUGAUGAUUGUAAAUAUUGUGUAAUUUUUGGAUCUGUUGUCAGGCACGUCAACAGUCGCGCGAGUGAAAAAAAAAAGCAUUAGCUUACUUACAGCGACUACUUGCGUGUAAAGAAUUGCGAGACGCGGUUAGCAAGUAGAAAAGAUAACUUAUCCUUUAUGCUUUUGACAGUCGUCAAGACAUUGACCUCUCCAAACGCGGAUUAAAGUAUUAUCAUUAUUUGUUUGGUCUUGUUUGAUAUAGCCCAAUACAGUCUGCUGGCAAGUGUUGGUGGAACUGCUGCAACCUGUAACCAGCUUUGUUGUCACUCUACUUGUCUUUCGCUAUUUUAUGAAGCAUAUAUUUCACUCAUAGUUUGUCAAAUUGACAAGUUUAAGUUGUGAGAUAUAUUUUUGUAAUAUUUACAAGCAUGGUCAUUAUUUCUUUUUAAUACAUGUGCAUUAAUUAGCUAUUUAAUUUAUUGUCGGGUGUACUUAAUUUCAGGGUUGUAAUGCAUCACUGAACAGUUUUUAAGACUUUAUGAAUAGCCUGAUUUAGACAUAGUAGUCAUAUCGGCUUAAUGUGGUGUCUACGCAUGCAACUAAAAUAGAUAGCUAACGUUACCGUAGGAAAGGCAGAGGCAUAGAAGCGGUCAGAGGAGAAGUUGCAGGGCUGGCACGGUCAGAGCACCUGGUUGAACCCAUUUCCAGUUUGCCAAUGCUGGACUUGGAGGUCGUCCCUGAGCGAUCUUUGGGAAAUGAACAAUGGGAAUUCGCAUUAGGGAUGCCAUUGGCCCAGGCCAUUUCCAUUCUACAGAAACACUGCCGCAUCAUCAAGAAUGUACAGGUUCUCUACAGUGAACAAACACCACUUAGCCAUGACCUCAUUCUCAACUUGACUCAGGAUGGAAUUAAACUGUUGUUUGACGCCUUGAAUCAGAGACUGAAGGUCAUUGAAGUUUAUGACUUGAGCAAAGUGAAAUUGAAAUACUGUGGAGUGCAUUUCAACUCUCAGGCUAUAGCACCUACGAUCGAACAGAUUGAUCAGUCCUUUGGCGCAACUCAUCCUGGUGUUUACAAUGCGGCAGAGCAGCUCUUCCAUUUAAACUUCCGAGGCCUGUCCUUCUCCUUCCAGCUGGACUCUUGGAACGAGGCCCCCAAGUACGAGCCUAACUUUGCCCAUGGCUUGGCCUCCCUGCAGAUUCCCCACGGCGCAACGGUCAAACGGAUGUACAUCUACACUGGCAACAACCUCCAGGACACCAAGGCUCCAACAAUGCCGCUGGCUUGUUUCCUUGGUAACGUGUAUGCUGAGUGCGUGGAUGUUCUGAGGGACGCCACUGGUCCGCUGGGGCUGAAGCUCCGCCUUCUCACUGCAGGCUGUGGUCCAGGAGUGAUGGCUGAUGCCAAGGUGCGUGCUGUGGAGAGGAACAUCUACUUCGGUGACUCGUGUCAGGACGUUCUCAGCGCUCUCGGAUCGCCACACAAGGUCUUCUACAAGUCUGAGGACAAGAUGAAGAUCCACUCUCCCUCCCCUCACAAGCAGGUGCCAUCAAAAUGCAAUGACUACUUCUUCAACUACUUCACCCUAGGAGUGGACAUACUGUUUGAUUCUACAACACAUCUGGUGAAGAAGUUCGUCCUGCACACCAACUACCCCGGCCAUUAUAAUUUCAACAUAUAUCAUCGAUGUGAUUUUAAGAUUCCCCUGGUUAUAAAGAAAGAUGGAGCGGAGGCCUCGGGGGAGGACUGCACCCUGUCCAGCUACAGUAAAUGGGAUCAGAUCCAGGAGCUACUGGGCCACCCCAUGGAGAAGCCGGUUGUUCUCCACAGGUCCUCAUCAGCAAACAACACCAACCCCUUUGGCUCCACCUUCUGUUUCGGACUGCAAAGGAUGAUCUUUGAGGUGAUGCAGAACAACCACAUCGCAUCGGUGACGUUGUAUGGAGCGCCGAGGGCCAACAGCCACAUGAAGGCAGAGGUCACCGCCGCCACCGCUACUGCCACUGCCACCGCCACCGCCACCCCCUCCUCCACCUCCGUCACCGCCACCCUCUGAAGCCCUGCCCAGUCUUCUCCUCCUCCCACUGAAGCCCUGCCCAGCCACCUCCUCCUCUUCCUCCUCCUCCCCCCACCGAUGCCCUGCCCAGCCACCUCCUCCUCCUCCUCUUCCUCCUCUUCCUCCUCCUCCUCAUCCAUUACCAAGUUCUCCUCAGAGCCCCCUCCCAAGUGAGCGGAGUGUGCCCUCACCACCUGAUCUGCACGCUUCCUCUUCCUCCUCCUCUUCUCCUCCUCCUCCACCCCAACGCUUCUUCAUCCAUCCACCCUCCACAGCAGCAUAGAGGAAGCUCUCUGGGACCCCCCUGCCCUGCUCUGUCCUGCCCUGCCUCCUUGGUUUCCUCCGAGUGGGGUGUCGCCAACAGUACCCUGUCCCUGUACCCUGUCUCCCACCGUCCUCCUCCACCAGUCUCACUCUUGGCUCCCCAGCUCCCGGUCAAUCCAUGUAUUCAAUCCACGGUCAAUCCAUGUAUUCCAUGUUGCAUCCUGACCCCCCAUCCACCCCAUAUCCUCCUGCCUGUUUCCCCUCUCCUAUCCUGGGUCAGAGACGCACCGCUCCCUACCUCCCUCCUCCCUCUCACCUUUCUUACCCCCAGCUGGUGGACUUUGUCUGUCAUCACAUCCCCUUUUGAGAGUGUGUAUACGCCAGCUAAAAAAGAAAACACCCACACCCACACACGCAAAUGUACUCAAAAGUGUGUACACAAACACACACUCACAAACACACACACACACACACACACACACACACAACCAACAAAAAUAAGCUAUGUGGUAAUUUUCUAACAUCAGUGUCAAAAACAAAAAAAACAAAAGUAAAACCUCUUGGUCAACGCGUCACACCAAAUGACAUAGAAGCAUUUCAACCCGCUCCCCUCAGACACGCAACGGCCAGCUGGGGGAUUGACUGAGUAGAAGAAAACAUGAAAAACAAGGAAAAAGAAAAGAGGACAAGACAAGAAACAUGGAAAAACCAGGAAAAAGAAAAAAAGAGUUACAAGCACAAUCCAGCUUCACCCUGUGGUGUCGUGUUGUCCAGCGCCUAACGUACUAGCUAUCAUCUUCAAACACUCAUGCAAACACACACACACACACACACACACACACACACACACACACACACACACACACACACACACACACCGCUUGGCCAAGUCCACAGCACAGGUCCUCUCUCCGUUUGCAAGGCUGCAGUUGCGAGCACUAAACUCUUACUCGUUUCGAGUUGGCAUUUCUCUACAUAUUUCCUUGCAAACUAAGGAAAGCUGACUUUGUUGUUGUUUUUUAACAUUUGCACUAAAACAAACAAACACACAUGCACACACACACACACACACACACACACACACGCACACACGCGCGCAUAUUCAUACACACACUCUAUUUUACUUGAUAUAAUUGUCUGUGUUUCAGUGCGGAGAGCAUGUUUUUGAUUUCCUGCUCUUGCUGUGGAGUUGUUGAAGUGAGGUUCAGGAGGGGAGGGGAGGGUUGGGUUGGGUUGGGUUUGGUUGUGGGCCCGAGGACGGGCACUGGAGAAUUGUUUUUGUUAUUUUGUCCUUUUUGGAUUCUGCCAUGAGCACACUUCCUCAUGCUUCGUGCCGCUCAGACAAGAUCCAUGUGGCCUGGUGGCUCGAGUCAUGCCUGUUGGGGCUUUCAGGACACUGUUAGUUACUCAAAAGCAUUGUUACCUACCAGUUAACAACAUACUAGGUUUCCAAUGGAAAAUUGCAUUGCAACCAAGUAAGUUGCUAACUUACUUUAGCAGCGAUGUUGCCGAGAAACGCACCCCAGAAACCUGGGGAUGUUAACUCUGAGCAAGAGGUAAAUCUAGUAAUAGAAGAGGCAUGAGUGACGGAUAAAACUCCAAGUCACCUCUAUUAGGAGAUUUACAACUCACUCAGGGUUAAUUCAGCUGGGUUUGGCAACUAAAUCACCUGUUUAAAGUGUACGCCCCCAGGUCUUGUCCAACGCAUGUCAGGUGUGGCGGUUCUAGUCUGUCUCUGGUCCUCCAUCCUCCUCAACUCUCCUCCUCCUCCAGCUGUCCUUUGUUCUCUCACUUCAUUCAUCAUCCCUCUUUUACAACUGUUUGCUUUUUUUGUUUGUUUCUUUCUUCUUUGCAUCCCUGUAUCCACAUCCCUAACAUGCAUCUCUCAUUCUCCUCCUUUAGUUUUUUAAAAUUGUAAGAUUUUCUCAUUGUCAUGCUUUUCAUUUUCUAUGGAGGUAAUUGUUAAGCCAUUUUUUUCUUCAACAUUCUGCAUCUGUUAAUUUAAUUGCCAAAAUUUUAGCCAAAGAUAUUUCAAUAGUUCACUUUAUAAUUAAAAAGGUAAAUGAAUAUGAUUUUGAGCUUGACCUUU
Engraulis encrasicolus (European anchovy) is the source of this 4899-nucleotide messenger RNA. It is a transcript of the gene phaf1, whose product is annotated as phagosome assembly factor 1. Bases 1206 to 2546 code for a protein of 446 amino acids. Gene Ontology annotation, cellular component: dendrite; trans-Golgi network; synaptic vesicle membrane. The transcript is spliced from 16 exons. The record is from RefSeq and is a predicted model, not a curated record. NCBI's taxonomy places the organism in Eukaryota, Metazoa, Chordata, Actinopteri, Clupeiformes, Engraulidae. Gene Ontology annotation, biological process: Golgi to plasma membrane protein transport.